Molecule: messenger RNA, 1434 nt
Organism: Zingiber officinale
Lineage: Eukaryota; Viridiplantae; Streptophyta; Magnoliopsida; Zingiberales; Zingiberaceae
Exons: 2
Coding region: 500-1075 (191 amino acids)
Source: RefSeq, a predicted model, not a curated record
AAGGAGCUUCUUUGACGGGGUCAAGCGUUUCCCUCCCACGCCGGAGGCCCGCAUGGCGGGCAUCGACGCCGCCGUCGCCUCCUUCGAAUACGCCCGCUCCGCAUCUCUAGCCAUCCACCAUGCCUCUCCUUCUUCCCAGGGAGAAGCGAUGGAAAAGACCCGAGAUGAGCGGGAUCGGGCGGCGGAGGCAGCUCCGGUAUACGACAAGCAGAUCUCCCACGAGGCGAACAAAGCGGUGCGCUCUGCCCUCGCCUCUGGGAAUGUCGGCGACGUCAUCCGCUCGCUCGAUUUGGCGCUGACCAUCUGUCCUCGCAGCAGCAGCUCUCCUCGACAUCGCCUUCGCUAAACUCCGAUCUCUCCUCGACAUCGCCUCCUCAAAGCAGCAGCGGUACCGACCGCAUCACAGAUUGGUAAAGAAUCGAGCUAUGGAGUUUUGGGGUUUCUCUUCCUCUGGGAAAUCUCGGAUUCCGCCGUGGAACUCCCGGCGAGAAGGUUUGCCAUGAGCGUCGGCGGAGGUGGCCGUGAGGAGGCGGCCCGGUGGCUCGAGAUCUCCGAGAGGCUACUGAGUGCCUGGGAUCUCAUCGGGUGUAACGUUUUGCGGAGCACGCGGCGGAGGCGGAUCCGUUCAUCGGCGGUGGCGCGGACGAUCAGGUCAUCGCGGUCGCUGACGUCCUCCUCGCCUCCCGGGUCCGCGUCAACAACCAUGUGGACUGGUAUGCCGUGCUGCAACUUGAUUCUUCCACGCCCCUUGACCGGCAGCCCUCCACUGUCCUCCGCCAGUACAGCCGGCUUGCGCUCCUUCUCCGGCCUGAUCGCAACCACCUCGAUGGGGCAUCAUUUGCCUCUAAGCUCGUGUCAGACGCCUGGCCGUCCUCUCGGAUCCCAGCAAAAAAGCCCUUUUCCACUCCGAACUCGACAUCGCCGUUGCGGCCGCUGCAGCCACAGCUGCAGUGGCCCAGCCAACACCGCCUCCCCCAGCUCGUCCUGCUUCGACGAUCUGGGCGGCGUGCCCGUCCUGCUUCCAUCUGCACCAGUAUGGCAGCGAAUACAAAGGCAAGAACCUCCAGUGCCCUAACUGCCGGCGGACAUUCAGCCCCACUCCUUUGCAAGCCGAGCCGCCUAUAGUUCCGGACACCGACAUGUACUAUUGCUCAUGGGGGCUCAAGGCGCGAUCGGUCGCCAUCGACAUAAACACCGAAACCUGUUGAAUCCACUUUCAGAUCUCGGAAUCAUGCACAGAAAUUAUCUCCUAUUGUGUUCGCCAGAAUCAUGGACAAUUGCGACUUCCUAGCAACUUUGUUAGAGGUAAUAGCUACUUUGCUUAAUUUAAAAUUUUGAUCUUGUCUCCCUUUCUUUCAUGUUUGUUCAAGAAAAAUGACAUUAGAUCUUUUCCCCUUAGAUUCAACAUAGUGAUUCUGCUGUGUUUGUUCUCUA